AUAGACUAGAAUAGCCUUUUAUUAUCAUUAUACACUAUAUACUUUUAGCGAAUGAGGCUAGCGGCCGCCUGACGUAAACAGAGCUUUUCGGGCAAAAAUUCUUGUGAAUAAAUGCUUAAAUCCCCGAAUUUUACAUAGAUAUAGGCGUAAAACAGUCUCGAUUCUUGGUUAAAAGCAAAGAAACCGUGCUGUUAGCGUUUAUAUUACGUAUAUCGUCGAAGUACAAUGCUACUAUGUUAGCGAAUGAGGCUAGCGGUCACCUGGCGUAAACAGAUAUUUUCUGGUGAAAAUUCUUGUGAAUAAAUGCUCCAAUCCCUGACUUCUUUAUUGAUAUGGAUGUAAAACAGUCUCGAUUUUUAUUUACAAGCAAAAAUAAAACGUGCAGUUAGCAUUUAUUUCGCGUAAAUAUUGUCAAAUAUGAGGCUAAUCAGUUACGAAAAUUAGCUGCCUCCAUGUGUAAACAAAGAAGAAAAUUCCUGCGAAUAAAUACUUCAAUCACUGAAUUCUUUGUAGAUAUAGACGUAAAACUGUCGCGAUUCUUUGUUAGAAAUAGCAAAAAAACAGGCAGUUACGCAUCUAUUUUAUGUAUAUAUGUUGAAGAAUGACCGUAGUAGUUCCCACUCUCCCAUUGAUUUUUUUCACAUUUCAAAAUGCAUGCAUGGUAGGAAAAAUAUAAUACUGUAUUAUCUUGAAUCCUCAAACAAAUCACUCCUGAGACAAUCCUUCCUGUUUGUAUGUGGUACAGCUUUCGUAGUUCUUCAAAAAUCCAAGCUUGAGUCCAGCUUGCAAAAAUUGUCAGAACACCGUCUUGGCCUGACUAUACUAAAUGAAGCUCGGCCCCCUCUGAUAAGGCGUGACGCAAAGAAUGACGAAGUGUCAUGUCAAUAGGUAAUGAAGUCUAUGCCUAUAAAUGUUUGGGUGGUUUUAGUUAAAGCAAACACUUUUUUUCAUCUGUGUGAUUUUGAAAAAGAUCAGAUCACAUUUGAUGGGGAUUUUAUGCAGAAAUGUGAGAAAUUCAAAAUGGUUCAGAUACUUUUUCACACCACUGUAUUUGUUUUUAAUUGAAAAAAAAUCCGCGAUGCACUGGGGGCGUGAAGUUGGAAGGGCGUAGUACCGAAAGAUCACUGUAUUUUAUAUCUGAUCAAUUUAAGCGUACUAUUUUUAUUACUUAAAGCCAUUACUUAGUAAAUAAGAAUAUACUUUAAUAAUGUUUUCUGAAUUAUUUUCUUGGAAAAAAAGACAUUUUCAUUCAAAAUUGUGAUUGUCCUCACCAAUUUCCCAAUCCAAAUUGUCUCAAAAUGGCAAACAACUUGACAAUUUCUCUUUGAUUUGAUUUUUGGCCUAACUGGUGCUUGUGUCAAUUGAGAGAGCGUUUUGAUCGGGUUCCACGGGUGCGUCAGCUUGUCUUGUCAGUUUAUGUGUCAUCUUGUGCUGCUUGUUCCAAUGAGCAAAGCUGCUCAUUAAGUUUAAAAAUAAAAAAAAGUUUCUUUGCAUUGCUUGUCAAAAGACUGAUCUGACUUAAGUGUGUUGACUCGUCUUCUAUUCGGGUGAGCGUGAGUCACUCCGGUGUUGCUUCUUUUAAAGGGGGAGACGCUGUAAAAAGUGUCCCCUCUUCGCAAGUCCCACAUCUUUAAAUCGAGUUUUCUCAAUAUGUUUCAUAGGAGAAAAUGGCUCUUGGGGAGGUAUUGUAGCAAGCUGGAGUAGAUCAUGUUGACUGUUUAAGGUUUUUCGUGCCAGUUAAGGACUUUGGAGAGUUGCUGGUGGGUGACUUUUUACAGCCUUCCACGCUCCUCUGGCCCUUUCCAGAGAGUCGCAGCGCUAUAAAAAGUCGAGCUCGGCUAUUGGUUGCAUUUGCGCCCGGGACGAGGACGGUGAUGCGCCAGAGCCGGAGUUGAACUUCUAGGUCUACUUUGAUCGGACAUGGCUGAAGGAGACUUUUACACGGUGGGCGGGCGUCAGAGGUUCCCGCGCGACCCGUUCGGAGAAUCGAUGGCGUCGCGCUUCCUGGGAGACGACGAUUUCGGGAUGCCGUCCUUUCCGGAUGACCUGUCGGCGGACUGGCCCGGCUGGGCUCGGCCCGGCCGGCUCGGCGCACGCCUGAGCUCGGCGACGCCCUUCGGAAGCGGACUGCGGACGGCCUUCCCGGAACGGCGGCGGAGACUGUCGCCGCCCUACGCCAGCGGGCGUUUCAGCGAGGCCUCGCCGAGGAGCUCGCCUACCGGCGGGUGUGCGGGCGAGCCGUGGAAAGUGUGCGUCAACGUGCACAGCUUCAAGGCGGACGAACUGAACAUCAAAACCAGGGAGGGUUUCGUCGAAGUGUCAGGAAAACAUGAAGAGAAGCAGGAGGAAGGAGGAAUCGUCACAAAGAAUUUCACCAAAAAGAUCCAGAUCCCGUCGGACGUGGACCCUCUGACGGUGUUUGCCUCGCUGUCGCCCGAGGGCGUGCUCAUCAUCGAGGCUCGCCAGACGCCGCCAUAUUACCUCUUCAGCGACGACGCGCCGCCGGCACCAGAGGAGGACGCAGACUCCGCCCCUAAGCUACAGGAGGCAGCGGUGCACUAAACAAACGCUCCCCACCUCUCUCUGUUACCUCCAUUUCAGACGAUGUCACGUUGUGCGUAUGAUGAAAAAAUUCUUGAAGUCAUAGUGCUGCACAUUGCGCAAUAACAUGACGUCGCGCAAACAAUAAAGUUGCUCGUUAUUGUGCAACACCAUGACGUCAUGAAAUUGCUUGUCGCUUUUCUAUUUUGCUCAAUGCCAGCAUAAGAACUCGAGUGAUUGGUUAAUUGAUUAGGAACCUUUCUGUCUUUCUUUUCUGCUUCAAUUCUCCUAAGAAAAAAAAUGUUGUUGCGUCUGCGGUUUUGUAAAUAGCACAAAUGUGGUUUAUUUCAAAAGUGUGCUGUGCAUCUUUUUUCUAUUUGAAGUUUGUUUGUUGCCGAUGCAAU
This is a messenger RNA of Corythoichthys intestinalis (scribbled pipefish), 2945 nucleotides long. It is a transcript of the gene hspb8, whose product is annotated as heat shock protein b8. The transcript has 3 exons. Gene Ontology annotation, biological process: cellular response to unfolded protein. The record is from RefSeq and is a predicted model, not a curated record. Lineage: Eukaryota; Metazoa; Chordata; Actinopteri; Syngnathiformes; Syngnathidae. Gene Ontology annotation, cellular component: protein folding chaperone complex; nucleus; cytoplasm. Gene Ontology annotation, molecular function: protein homodimerization activity. The coding region runs from base 1921 to 2562 and encodes 213 amino acids.